CGAUGUUCUCUGCAGAGGAAUCGACCUUCCUGAUAAGUCCUAGUGGGGACCCCGGGUUAUCUUCUCAGACUUUCUCUCGCUUUGCCCUGUCAACACCUUAUCUGGUGGCUCCCAUCUCCCAUCGCCCGCAUGGUUUUCCCUCUCUGAUUCGCUAUGCCCUGUCUCGAAGUCCUUUCUGAUCGGGCUUCUAGAAGCUGUCUAUCGCUCCCCCUCUCCAUGUCAGAAUAGUACAAGUAACCAUGGCUGCGCAUGCGACCGCUGAACCUCCUGUCCUUUCUCCUCUGCCUCCGCCUCUGCCUCCCCCAGUGCGAGCGAGAGACACCCACAAUCAAUCUCCUCAGUCGCACUUCGACAUCCUGCUGCAAUGGAUUUUGUUCACGGCGACCAAGCCGAUCGGCGCCAGUCUCUCGAGCGUCCGCACAAUGACAAGCAGGUCGUUGUCGAGAACGAGAAGGAGGCCCACGCGGACAUAGACGUCGAGGCAGCCAACUCAACACCAUACGAGGAGGGCACCGCGGAAGAGGCUGAGGCUAUUCGUGCGCGCGAUCUCCAGCAGAAGAAGGGCAUCCUGCGCAAACUGCGCCAGGGAGAGGAAUGGCUGGAUGCGAAGAUGGGCAUUGAGACACAGGGCGUGGACCGCAUUCGUGAGGAGGACAAGAGACCGCCGUCCAUCCUCAAUGUCUUCUUCAUGUGGUGGUCAGUCACUUGCCAUGUCGGCACCCUUCCAAUUGGCAUGGUAGGCCCCGAGAUGGGUUUGACCCUCCGUCAAUCGGUUGCGGGCAUCGUCGUGGGCACUGUCCUCGGCGCUCUCUGCACGGCGUGGUGUGGUAUCCUGGGUCCCAAGCUGGGUCUCCGUGCCAUCGCAACCUCGCGAUACUCCUUUGGUUUCCACGGCGCAAAGAUUUGCUCUUUCCUCAACGUGAUCGUGGGCGGUGGCUUUGCCGUUGUGAAUGUGGUCGUCGUCGGUCAGAUCCUCUCCGCCGUCUCCGACUACACCAUGACCAUCUCGGUUGGCUGUGUGAUUAUCGCGGUCAUUGGUUAUGUCGUCUCGGUCUUCGGGUUUCGACUUAUCCACACGUACGAGAAGUAUUCGUGGAUCGCAGGAUUCAUCCUGAUAGUGGUCUUGAUCGGCGAAGUUGGCCACAAGGUCGACCCCGGUUUUCCAGGCAAAGACAAGGGCAUCGAAUUCUCGGCCGCCUUCCUCACCUUCCUCGCCCUCAACUUCUCUUCCGCCUCGGGCUGGUGUUCGAUUGCUUCUGACUACUACUGCAACUACCCGGCGGACACGAAGCCGUGGAAGAUCUGGGCCCUCACGCUGUUCGGUAUCUCCAUCCCCACCGUCUUCGUCACUGUGAUUGGGGCGUGCCUUGGGAACAUCGCGGUCAGCAAUGCCGAUGCGAAUCCUAUCUUGGCCAACGCGUACACUGACCAUGGACUCGGUGGCUUGCUCCGCGAGGCCUACCAUCCCCUCCACUUCUCCAAAUUCUGUCUCGUAAUCCUGGUCUUCACCGUCCUGGGGAACAACAUUGCCGUCAACUACUCCUCGGGCCUGUCCAUACAGCUCCUGGGCCAUUACUUCCAUGCCAUCCCGCGAUUCAUCUGGUCGUUCCUCAACGCGCUCGUGAUUGCCAUCCUUGCUAUCGCCGGCAAGGAUUCUCUGUCCACCAUCGUCUCGAACUUUGUCUCUCUGCUCGGUUACUGGACCAUCUCCUUCACCGUCAUCCUCGUGGUCGAGGACCGAUGGUUCCGCAGACACGAGGGCUAUAAUCUGAAUGCGUGGGACCAACCAUCAAAAUUACCUCUGGGCAUUGCGGCCGUGCUGGCUCUGCUCACGGGCUACCUCGCCGGGGGUGUAACAGGGAUGGCCCAGACGUGGUACACCGGACCCAUCGCAGCCAAAUUCGGCAGCAUUGGAGGAGACGUCGGCAUCUACCUCUCCGCCGUAUUCACAUUAAUCGUCUACCCACCCGCACGCUGGUACGAGCGGAAGGUCAGCGGGAGGUAAU
Amorphotheca resinae ATCC 22711 is the source of this 2006-nucleotide messenger RNA. RefSeq lists its product as hypothetical. Lineage: Eukaryota; Fungi; Ascomycota; Leotiomycetes; Helotiales; Amorphothecaceae. The transcript is spliced from 3 exons. The record is from RefSeq and is a predicted model, not a curated record. The coding region runs from base 365 to 2005 and encodes 546 amino acids. Gene Ontology annotation, biological process: transmembrane transport. Gene Ontology annotation, cellular component: fungal-type vacuole membrane; plasma membrane. Gene Ontology annotation, molecular function: transmembrane transporter activity.